ACAAACGUUCCACAAAAACAGAAUUUUGCGAUACAAAUGUUUAUACAAAAUUAAAUAGUACAGAAGUUGGUGAAAUUUACUACCCUUGCGCAAGAAUUAUUCCAAAGAACCAUAAUUUUAAAAAAAUACAAUGGAAAAAUAGACAAAAUAGGAACAGACUCCAAAUCAACACACAGCUGCACCAGAACAUAAAAAAGUUAUGCCGUAUUCUGUAUUCUGCGUUCCGGAAAUAAACUUACCCGUCUACCAACGCCAACAUCUGUCGCCACUUCGCUCCCGGCAUGAGCAGAGGGCUGGAAAAAUAAAACGAUCUUCACAGAAAUAGAGCACAUAAGCAAACGCGCAACGUAAACGAUCGUGUUGAUGCGGUAUUCUUCGCUGCUGGUGCUGGCACACUCGUUCCAUUACCUCGCUAACUGUGAUCGUGAGCGGUUUAUGCGGUAGCAACGCUUGCAGUGUCGGUGUUUUCCACACAUGUGUUUUAUCCAUCGUCAACUGUUCCUGGGUAGUCGUGGCAUUGAGUGAAAUAAGUGAAAAAUAAGUGAAGCUGCUGAAAGUGUCGACAGGAUAUCAAUCACGGGCUCGCUACAGAAUGGCACAUUUUUUCACCAAACAUUGGUGGACAGUUUUAGUAAUCCUUUCACUGGACUGGUUAACUUCUGCGGCCGAUGAUGAAACUUCGAAAGAUCCUCUCAUUUUCACCGUGGCCAGCAAUGCAACGGAGAGUUAUACGCGCUAUCUGCGAUCAGCGAAACAUUACGAUCUUGCAGUAACGACACUCGGCAUGGGCAAACCAUGGCUCGGAGGAAACAUGAAGUCCGUCGGCGGUGGAUAUAAGAUUAAUUUACUGCGCGAAGCUCUUAAACCGUAUCGAACGGAGAAGGAUCGGCUCGUGUUGUUUACCGACAGUUAUGAUGUACUCUUCUUGGCCCCGUGGGCAAAGAUCCAGGAAAAGUUUGCCUCAUUCGAGGCUUCCAUUGUGUUCGGAGCGGAGGGAUUCUGUUGGCCGGAUGAGUCGCUGAAAAGUGCCUAUCCCCCGCUCGAAGGUCGUGGAAUGCGUUUCUUGAAUUCGGGCUUAUUUAUGGGGUAUGCAGACAAGCUGUACAAACUGCUCAAAUCUCCAUUGAAGGAUACGGAAGAUGAUCAACUGUACUACACGAAAGCUUAUCUGGACGAGGAAUUGCGUCAAGAGCUUAACAUUAAACUGGAUCACAUGGCCACACUGUUCCAGAAUUUGAACGGCGUAGAGGAGCAGGUUGUACUGUCGUUGGAACCGACCGAGAAGGAAGCCACGUUGACAAACUCCGAGUACAACACAAAACCUGCCAUCGUGCACGGUAACGGUCCCAGUAAGUUGACCCUGAACAGUUACGCCAAUUAUUUGGCCGGUGCGUUUGUUGACGGUGAGUGCAAAACGGUACAGGAAGAUCGUCUAACCCUCGAGAAAGAUGCACCGCUGCCACUCGUUACGAUGGCUCUGUACGUCGAGAAACCGACACCAUUCCUGGAAGAAUGGUUCGAAAGAAUUGUCAAGCUAAACUAUCCUACCGAUCGGUUGGAUGUGCUGAUACACUCAAACGUAGCGUAUCAUGCAGCGACGGUCAAAUCAUUCCUCGAACGCCAGGAAGGACGCUAUCGUUCACUCAAGCUAAUAGACCACGAUGCGGACUUUACCGAAAUGGCAGCACGAAACUUUGCCACGAAGCAUUGCGAACAACGCGGUUGCGAUUAUCUGUUCGUUGUUGAUUCAGAAGGACAUUUGGACGAUGUGAACGUGCUACGAUCGCUUAUCGAAGCGAACCGGAAUGUGAUCUCACCGGUGCUGACACGUCCGGAGAAGGUUUGGAGCAAUUUUUGGGGUGCCCUCAGUGGUCAAGGUUUCUAUGCACGUUCGAACGAUUACAUGGACAUCGUGGGCCGUAAGCUGCUCGGUCUGUGGAACGUUCCCUUCAUCUCGAUCGUGUACUUGGUGAAGCGGGCCAUAUUGACCGACGUAAGCUACGAACUGCAGGAAACCGAUCCUGAUAUGGCUAUGUGUUGGCACUUCCGUUACAAGGGCAUCUUCAUGCACGUGAUCAAUAUGGAGCAGUACGGACAUCUGAUCGAUACCGAGUACUUCGAUAUGACGCGCACCCAUCCGGACUUUUACCAGCUGUUUAACAAUCAACAUGACUGGGAGCAGCGCUAUCUUGCGCCGGGUUACAAGCAGCAGCUCGAAAAAGGCUUCGUACCGAAACAACCCUGUUCGGAUGUGUAUUGGUUCGCGCUCGGUUCGGAUCGCUUUUGUGAUGAUCUACGCGAAAUCGUAGAAGCAUUCGGUGAAUGGUCGGACGGUUCGCAUUCAGACAAACGUUUGCAGGGCGGUUACGAGGCUGUCCCGACGCGCGACAUUCAUAUGAACCAGGUGGGAUUGGAGCAACUGUGGUUAAAGCUUCUGCAGCUUUAUGUGCGUCCGCUGCAGGAGAAGGUGUUCAUCGGCUAUUUCCACGAUCCACCACGAUCUCUGAUGAACUUUGUCGUUCGUUAUCGGCCAGACGAGCAACCAUCGCUGCGACCCCAUCACGAUUCGUCCACGUACACAAUUAACGUCGCACUGAACUCGGUCGGUGUUGAUUAUGAGGGCGGCGGUUGCCGAUUCUUGCGCUACAACUGUUCCGUUACGGACACGCGUAAGGGCUGGAUGCUGAUGCAUCCGGGACGCUUGACGCACUUCCACGAGGGUCUGCUAACCACCAAAGGAACGCGCUACAUUAUGAUUUCUUUCGUAGAUCCGUAAAAAGACUGCGCACACGACUGCCUCUUCCGACACGCCAACUUGCCACAACCAGUGCAAAGCCUUUAGACUCGUUUUCCAUUAUAAUCGCUUAUUUAACCCAAUGGCGGAAAGAGAAGCAGAGUAGCUUUUGUAUUUGCAGAUAGUGUAAGAUUGUGUUCAUUCUAGUUUCUUUGCGGGGAGGGAUUCAGCUGUGCCAUUAGAGUUAACGGCGUGCGUAUGCUAUAGGGUCGCAUACUUGGUCGAUGUAGGUUUUAAUAAUAAACGAAAAAAAACACGAAUCAAACUAACAACCUUACACAUUCAGUUUCGCAUUUACUGUCUGUCUUGAUCGAAAAAAAAUC
This is a messenger RNA of Anopheles moucheti, 3117 nucleotides long. It is a transcript of the gene Plod, whose product is annotated as procollagen-lysine,2-oxoglutarate 5-dioxygenase. The record is from RefSeq and is a predicted model, not a curated record. The transcript has 3 exons. Gene Ontology annotation, biological process: peptidyl-lysine hydroxylation. Gene Ontology annotation, molecular function: L-ascorbic acid binding; procollagen-lysine 5-dioxygenase activity; iron ion binding. The coding region runs from base 593 to 2776 and encodes 727 amino acids. Gene Ontology annotation, cellular component: endoplasmic reticulum. Lineage: Eukaryota; Metazoa; Arthropoda; Insecta; Diptera; Culicidae.